Messenger RNA from Fulmarus glacialis (Northern fulmar), 1248 nucleotides. Its product is annotated as lysine-specific histone demethylase 1B-like. Lineage: Eukaryota; Metazoa; Chordata; Aves; Procellariiformes; Procellariidae. The transcript is spliced from 10 exons. The record is from RefSeq and is a predicted model, not a curated record. The annotation marks the transcript as partial. Gene Ontology annotation, molecular function: oxidoreductase activity.
GUCAUUGUCUUAGAAGCUAAAGACAGAAUUGGUGGCCGAGUGUGGGACGAUAAGACAUUCAAAGGAGUCACUGUUGGAAGAGGUGCACAAAUCGUCAAUGGAUGUGUCAACAACCCAAUGGCACUAAUGUGUGAGCAACUUGGCAUUAAAAUGCACAAACUAGGGGAGAAAUGUGACUUGAUCCAGGAAGGUGGAAGGAUAACAGAUCCCACUAUUGAUAAACGUAUGGACUUUCAUUUCAAUGCCAUCCUAGAUGUCGUAUCUGAGUGGAGAAAAGAUAAAACUCAACAUCAAGAUGUUCCUCUUGGUGAAAAAAUACAAGAGAUCUAUAAAGCCUUUAUUCAGGAGUCUGGUAUCCAGUUCAGUGAGCUGGAAGAAAAAGUACUACAGUUCCAUCUCAGUAAUUUGGAGUAUGCCUGUGGCAGCAAUCUCUCUCAGGUAUCUGCACGCUCAUGGGACCACAAUGAAUUUUUUGCCCAGUUUGCUGGAGAUCACACUCUACUAACUGUGGGAUAUUCUACUGUGAUUGAUAAAUUGGCAGAAGGGCUGGACAUCCGGCUGAAUUUCCCAGUACAGAGUAUUGACUAUUCUGGUGAAGAAGUACAGGUCACUACUGCAGAUGGAACAGUGUGGACAACACAAAAGGUAUUAGUGACUGUGCCACUGGCCCUUCUUCAGAAAAAUGCCAUUCAGUUUAAUCCUCCACUGUCAGAAAAAAAAAUUAAAGCCAUUAAUAGUUUGGGAGCAGGAGUCAUUGAGAAGAUUGCCUUGCAGUUUCCUUAUAGAUUUUGGGACAGUAAAAUUCAAGGAGCUGAUUUUUUUGGUCAUGUUCCACCCAAUUCCAGCCAACGUGGGCUCUUUAGUGUUUUCUAUGACAUGGAUCCAGAGGGCAAACAAAGCAUUUUAAUGUCAGUGGUCACUGGAGAUGCUGUGACAACCAUUAAGAAUUUAGAUGAUAAACAAGUACUGCAGCAGUGUAUGACUGUACUUCGAGAGCUCUUUAAGGAGCAGGAGGUUCCUGACCCAGUGAAGUUUUUUGUUACUCGAUGGAGCAAAGACCCUUGGCUCCAGAUGGCAUAUAGUUUUGUAAAAACAGGUGGCAGUGGUGAAGCUUAUGACAUUAUAGCUGAAGACAUACACGGAAAAAUUUUUUUUGCUGGUGAGGCCACAAAUAGGCACUUUCCUCAGACCGUUACAGGAGCUUACUUGAGUGGGGUUCGAGAAGCAAGCAAAAUAGCAGCAUUCUAA